AUGACUGUUGUCAAGGACAAUUCCAGAUUCGACUUCAUUGUCGUCGGUGGAGGCACAGCCGGCAACGUCGUUGCCGGUCGCCUGGCUGAGAAUCCCAAUGCUAGAAUCCUAGUUAUUGAAGCUGGUGUCGAGAACGCCAAGGACCUUGAAGCCAUCAGAGUUCCUUCCAAUGCGAUGGAACUUCGUGAUAGUGAGUAUGACUGGGCCUUCAAAACAACCAUGGUUAAGCGAGACGACUAUGAGCGCGUUGAGAAGCCCAACACGCGUGGAAAGGUCCUCGGUGGUAGUUCCUCUUUGAACUACUUUACCUGGGCGCCUGGAUCCAAAGGCACUUUUGAUAUGUGGGAGGAGUACGGUGGAAAAGAGUGGACAUGGGAUCCACUUGUUCCCUACCUGCGGAAAAGCGUCACUUACCAUGACGACGCAAAUGCACACUCGCCGGAGCUAAAGAAGAUUGGCCAAAACGGCCCGAUCCCGAUUGCUCACUCGGAACUUAUCCCUGAGAUGCAGCCUUUUAGAGACCUUCUCACAAAGGCAUGGAAAUCGACUGGUCAUCCAGUGACCGAGAAUAUUUUCGACGGCACUAUGUCUGGCCUAACUCAUAGUGUCAACACUAUUUACAAGGGUCGUCGCUCUGGCAGCUUCCUUUGUGUUGCCGACAAGCCAAACAUCACUAUUCUUCCUCAAGCGCAUUCGAAAAACCUCAUUAUCGAUGACAAGACUUGCAAGGGUGUUACUGUCAUCCUAAGCUCGGGCCAGGAGCUUAAUCUCUUCGCCAACCGUGAAGUCAUUGUCUCCGAAGGUGUCUUCGAGACUCCUAAGCUCUUGAUGCUAAGCGGUAUAGGGCCUUCUGAGGAGCUUAAAAAGCACGGUAUCCCGGUGAUUGUUGAUAGUCCUCAUGUCGGGCAGCAUCUCCUAGAUCACCCCGGUGUUCCUUUCGUUCUUCGUCUUAAAGAUGGCUUCGGUAUGGACGAUUACGUUUUACGUAAAGGAACCCCACAUCACAAUCAAGCUAUUCAAGCCUACCAAAACAAUCAUGGUGGUCCAUUGGGCUCCGGGUUCCUUGAAAUGGUUGGAUUCCCCCGGAUUGACAAGUACUUGGAAAAGGACCCUCUCUACCGCGAAGCGAAAGCCUCCAACGACAACAAGGACCCAUUCUGUCCAUACGGCCAGCCGCAUUUCGAACUUGACUUUGUCUGUCUUUUUGGCAGUGCCUUCCAGUGGCACUAUCCGACCCCUAGUAAGGGCAACUACAUGACGGUGAUGGUGGAUCUUGUCCGCCCUGUUUCUGAAGGCGGCACAGUUACGCUCAACAGCAGCGAUCCCUUGCAGCAAGCAAAUAUCAAUCUCAACUACUUCAACAAUGAUCUCGAUAUCAUUGCCAUCCGCGAGGGUAUCCGGUAUGCCUAUGAUGUCCUGCAUAGCGACGGUUUCAAGGACAUCAUCGAGGACGAGUACCCCUUCCCGAUGCCGCUGCACGACGACAAGCUCAUGAAAAGAACUGUGCUCGAUCGCUCUCAGACCUCAUUCCAUCCCUGUGGUACUGCCCGUCUCUCCAAGAACAUCCAGCAGGGUGUGGUGGAUGCCGGUCUCAAGGUUCACGGCAUCAAGAAUCUUCGUGUGAUCGACGCAUCUUGUAUCCCUGUCAUUCCCGACUGUCGGAUUCAGAACUCCGUUUACAUGAUUGCCGAGAAGGGUGCCGAUGCUAUUAAGCGUGACCAUUCUGACUUCUACAAAUAA
This is a messenger RNA of Penicillium soppii, 1740 nucleotides long. RefSeq names its product GMC family oxidoreductase. Gene Ontology annotation, molecular function: flavin adenine dinucleotide binding; oxidoreductase activity, acting on CH-OH group of donors. Bases 1 to 1740 code for a protein of 579 amino acids. NCBI's taxonomy places the organism in Eukaryota, Fungi, Ascomycota, Eurotiomycetes, Eurotiales, Aspergillaceae. The record is from RefSeq and is a predicted model, not a curated record. The transcript has a single exon.